Messenger RNA from Saccharomyces paradoxus, 1146 nucleotides. RefSeq names its product translation initiation factor eIF2B subunit beta (gene GCD7). Lineage: Eukaryota; Fungi; Ascomycota; Saccharomycetes; Saccharomycetales; Saccharomycetaceae. The transcript has a single exon. Gene Ontology annotation, molecular function: guanyl-nucleotide exchange factor activity; translation initiation factor activity. Gene Ontology annotation, biological process: translational initiation. The coding region runs from base 1 to 1146 and encodes 381 amino acids. Gene Ontology annotation, cellular component: eukaryotic translation initiation factor 2B complex. The record is from RefSeq and is a predicted model, not a curated record.
AUGUCCUCUCAAGCAUUCUCCUCAGUUCAUCCAAAUGCGGCAGCAUCCGACGUGAAUGUUACUAUUGACACCUUUGUUGCCAAAUUAAAGAGAAGACAAGUACAAGGUUCGUAUGCCAUCGCCCUGGAAACUUUACAAUUGUUAAUGAGAUUUAUCUCUGCUGCUCGUUGGAACCAUGUUAAUGACCUUAUUGAGCAAAUCAGAGAUUUAGGUAAUAGUCUAGAAAAAGCUCAUCCCACUGCUUUCAGUUGCGGUAACGUCAUUAGAAGAAUACUGGCUGUCUUAAGAGAUGAAGUAGAAGAAGACACUAUGAGUGCAACUGUCACAUCCACAUCCGUUGCUGAACCUUUGAUUUCAUCCAUGUUCAAUUUAUUACAGAAACCUGAGCAACCUCACCAGAAUAGGAAAAAUAACUCCGGUAGCUCUAAUAUGAAAACCAAGACUGAUUACCGCCAAGUAGCCAUUCAGGGUAUCAAAGAUCUUAUAGAUGAAAUCAAAAACAUUGACGAAGGUAUUCAACAGAUUGCUAUUGAUUUGAUUCACGAUCAUGAAAUUUUAUUAACUCCCACACCUGAUUCAAAGACUGUGCUAAAAUUUCUGAUUACUGCUCGCGAACGUAGUAAUAGAACAUUUACAGUUCUAGUCACAGAGGGGUUCCCUAACAACACAAAAAAUGCACAUGAAUUUGCCAAAAAAUUAGCACAACACAACAUAGAAACCCUAGUAGUUCCAGACUCAGCAGUUUUUGCUUUGAUGUCCCGUGUGGGUAAGGUGAUUAUCGGCACUAAAGCUGUUUUUGUCAACGGGGGUACUAUCUCGUCAAAUUCAGGUGUAUCAUCCGUUUGUGAAUGCGCCCGAGAAUUCAGAACUCCAGUAUUUGCUGUUGCAGGUUUGUAUAAACUAUCUCCUCUAUAUCCGUUCGAUGUCGAGAAGUUUGUUGAAUUUGGGGGGUCCCAGCGUAUAUUACCUAGGAUGGAUCCAAGAAAAAGAUUAGAUACUGUUAAUCAAAUUACCGAUUAUGUCCCGCCUGAGAACAUCGAUAUCUACAUUACAAACGUUGGUGGGUUCAAUCCAAGUUUCAUAUAUCGUAUUGCAUGGGAUAAUUACAAGCAAGUUGAUGUGCAUUUGGAUAAAAAGAAGGUGUGA